AUGUUCAAUUAUUUUUUUUUCACAUUAACAACUUCCAUUCAUAUUUUGUUGGUGACUACAAUUCGACUUGUACAUAGUAAAGAACAACAAGAACAUUAUCCAUUACAAUCUCAAAUUGGAAAUACCAUUCCUAAUUCAUAUGUCAUUGAAUUCGACCGACCUAUCAAUCAUUUCGCAUCAAAAAGACAUUUGUUGAAUAAAAGAAGCCUAUUUUACGAGCAACUGAAAUACUAUAAUAUCAGCUACGACAUACGGCACGAAUAUGAAUUGAUAAAUGCUGUAUCUUUGACAUUCAAAACGCCAAAGGACGCUUCUAACUUUUUUGACAAAGCAUUAGGCGUAAAAAAAGCAUGGCCAGUGGCGACAGUUACAAAGCCUAAGGUGUUUCAUGCCGUCAGCGAAGAGAAAGAUACCAAAAUAUCCUCGUUAUUUGAAUUUUAUAAUCAAACUGGCAUUAAUCAAAUUAGAAAUGAGCUGGGUAUUACAGGCAGAGGAGUCAAAGUAGGCAUUAUCGAUACUGGCGUGGAUUAUACUCAUCCUGCGCUUGGAGGCUGCUUCGGCCCUAAUUGUCGUGUUGCAUAUGGUUAUGAUUUUGUAGGCAAUGAGUAUAAUGGUGGAAACUUACCUGUUCCAGAUAAUGAUCCUAACGACAGUUGCAACGGCCAUGGUACUCAUGUAGCAGGUAUUAUAGGCGCAAAUGACACGAUUAUGGGAUUUAAGGGCAUUGCACCUGAUGCGAUCCUCGGCGCUUAUCGUAUUUUUGGGUGUACUGGUGGUAGUUCAGAUGAUAUCAUAAUGAAGGCAAUGGAGAAGGCAUAUCAAGAUGGUAUGGACGUCAUCAAUUUAUCUUUGGGCGAUAUCGGCUGGCCGGAAUCACCUGUAUCGUUACUAGCAGAUGAAUUAGCAACUAAAGGCAUGUUGGUAUGUGCAGCAGCUGGUAAUGAUGGCGAAAAGGGCAUGUUCGAAGUCGGGGCUCCAUCACUUGGUCAUCAUGCCCUAUCAAUUGCUAGCGUAGACAAUAAAAAAAUGCUUUCACAUACGAUGAACGUGGGCAAACUGACCAUUGGAUAUACUACGGAAGGAGGAACUUCAUUUAAUGUCACUUCAGCUCCUAUUAUUUUUGCUUCUGAUUAUUUUGAACCGGACAGCGAUGGAUGUGGGCCCCUUUCAAUAGAUGCUUUUAACAAAGUGGUCAUUAUCAGCCGGGGCGAUUGUACAUUUACUCAGAAGAUUAUCAAUGCUCAAAAUGCCGGCGCAGUAGCCGUUAUCGUAUACAACAAUCAACCCGGAACCCUGACACCUUCUGUCAGUGGCGAAGAUGUUCGCAUUGACUAUGGUGGUAUCUCCAAAGAUGAUGCUUACAGGCUCUAUCGUUAUUUGAAUCACAAAGCUUCAGCUAAUUCGGAAAUGAAGGCUAAUUUUCAGAAAGAGGACCAAAGUCUCGCUGUCCCUACUGCUGGCUAUAUUAGCUCUUUUAGUUCUUGGGGGUUAGGUCCUGAUCUCAGUAUGAAACCUGAUUUAAGUGCUCCUGGAGGCCAUAUCUAUUCAACCUUCCCAGUAGCGCUUGGCAGUUACUCAACUCUUAGUGGAACCAGUAUGGCUAGCCCCUUUGUUGCUGGCAUUGUUGCUUUGCUCCAAGAAGCUAAAGGUGGAAACCGAGCUAUUAGUGCUACUGAAAUCCGUACAAUGCUGAUCAAUAACGGCCACCCUUUCAAAAUGUAUAAUAGUACUGAAGAAUUUGAAUCAGUAGCAAGGCAAGGUUCUGGACUUAUUGAUGCUUAUCAUGCCAUUACCUCAGAUACUCAUGUCUUCCCCGAACAAUUACGAUUGAAUGAUAUUCAACACAGUGCCAAAGACUUCAAAUACUCACUAACUAUCCGCAACAACGGUCGGCUAGCUGCCGAAUACACUAUCGCCCAUAUCACAGCUGCUACUGCACAAGGUUUUCCUUCAAAUACAAUGUCUCUUUCUUCCGUUGUCAAAUACGAGGAUCACAACACUUCGCAAGCGUUGUAUCCUUUAAAAACACCUAUUCUAUUAACCGAAAAAGGUGCUAAAGCUAUUGUGGAGAUAUAUAAUCCUUCAAUUCAAGUGGUUGCCAAUGGUGAAGCCAAUAUCACUGUCCGUAUAGCGCCGCCAGACGACCAUCUCAAAAUGGCCCCUUCUAUUUACUCAGGAUUUAUAACAAUUACGAAGAAGAACGAGCGCGACGAUGUGAAAUAUAUUCCUUAUGCAGGCUUUACGAGUAAUUUUAAGGACCUUCCAGUACUUUAUAUGAAUGCCACUAUGCCCCGAAUUCUCAUGCAGCGUGUCACGGCUUUCACACCCACUGUUCUCUUAUUCCAAAUCGCUGAAGCUUCUCCUUUAGUGAUGAUAUCUGCUGUAAAUGCUGACAAUACAAGUCAAACGUAUGGCUAUAUCCCAGGGGGUUAUGCUGCUUUUGUAGGGAGGAGUAAUAUCGAAGAUCAUCGAGAUAUUUUUGCUAUAACAUGGUUCGGUAAUGUUGCAAACACACCUGAACAAGCUUCGCUGAGGCCAUUUUUGCAACGUCAGCCAAAAACAUUUUACAGUAAGAGAGUAUUGAACACUACAGAUACGGGUGAUAUUCUAGAUGGUGAUAUAAUUAUAGACGAAAGCUCCCUCCCAACUCUGGAGGAUAUGGAUGAUCUUCAUAUGGCGAGAGUUGGUAAACGAUUGCCUGCUGGUAACUAUAAAUUGAAAAUAGCAGCAUUAAGGCCUUUUGGUGAUAGAGACAACGAACAAGAUUACGAUAUUUGGUAUUCGCCGAAUAUCAUACUAGAAUAA
Molecule: messenger RNA, 2805 nt
Organism: Mycotypha africana
Lineage: Eukaryota; Fungi; Mucoromycota; Mucoromycetes; Mucorales; Mycotyphaceae
Product: peptidase S8/S53 domain-containing protein
Exons: 6
Coding region: 1-2805 (934 amino acids)
Biological process (GO): proteolysis
Cellular component (GO): cell wall; membrane; cytosol
Molecular function (GO): serine-type endopeptidase activity; tripeptidyl-peptidase activity
Source: RefSeq, a predicted model, not a curated record